AUGGAAAAAACCCAUGUCACGUUCUUCUUCCUUCCCCUUCUCAUCACAUCCCUCUUCACCAUUGCAUCUUCUUCCUCAUGCCCCAUAAACUUCUCCUACGUCCAAACCCUCCCUUGGGACACUUCAACAUGCAGAAACCCUAUCCACGAUCAACAACACUGUUGCCAAACCCUUACCACCCUCUUCCACGUAGGCCUCGCCCAACACCUCAAACAAACCUCCUUCUUUCAACUCCCCAAUCAAAGCACUUCCUCCACUUGCUUGUCCAAUUUCCAAGCCAACCUCACACCCUUGUCGAUAAACUCAUCUUUGGUCCCUUCUUGCUUCCCCAACCCUUCCAUGUUUGUCACCAACAUGUCCACGUGUGCAGGCAUUGUAACUACCCAAGAUUGGGAACAAAAGGUGGGUUCGGUUAGGGUUGGCCCAUUACGGAGUUUUUGUAGUGGGGAACUUAGUGAUCAAACUCGCUGUCACAAUUGCGUUGCAGCGGGGUUAAAAGUGGCUUUUCAGCUUACUAGUGUUGACCCUAAUGCUAGUGAUGUAAAUCAAUGUUUUUCCUUUGCAUCGCUAUAUGCUGCAGCGGUUGUUAAUCCUCAAGGUACAACUGAUGACACCACGAUGGGAUGCAUAUUAAACAUACCAUUGACAAAAGGGUCAUCGAAGAAUAGAGGGAAGGUUGUGAAGGUGGUUUUUACGGUGUUGGGGUGUGUGAUCAUUGCUUUUGUGGUGAUGGUGAUCAUAUACAGGAAGUGGGAUAAGAGAAGGAAGGAGAAUGUUUAUCACAGGGAAAUUGAAAACGGCGUCAGGAAUAGUGUUUUGUCUAACACUGGUGCAAAAUGGUUUCAUGUAUCUGAGCUUGAACGUGCCACUGAUAGGUUUUCGCGGAGGAGUGUGGUUGGUCAAGGUGGUGACGGGGUUGUGUACAAAGGGAAACUCUCGGAUGGUACUUUGGUUGCUAUCAAGGAGAAUUUUGAUUUGGAGAAUAAAGGGGAUGAGGAGUUUUGCUAUGAGGUGGAGAUCAUAAGCAAGAUAAGGCACAGGAAUCUUCUUGCUCUUCGUGGUUGUUGCAUUUCAAGUGAUAAUAUGAAAGGUAAGAGGAGGUUUCUGGUUUAUGAUUUCAUGCCUAAUGGAAGCCUUUGUUACCAACUGUCACUAGGUGGGGCUAAUAGGCUAACAUGGCCACAAAGGAAGAACAUAAUCCUUGAUGUGGCUAAGGGGCUUGCUUAUUUGCACUAUGAGAUCAAACCGCCAAUUUAUCAUCGUGAUAUUAAGGCCACCAACAUACUUUUGGAUUCCAAAAUGAGUGCUAAAUUGGCUGAUUUUGGGUUGGCAAGGGAAGGUAGUGAGGACCAGUCUCAUUUCACCACAAGGGUUGCUGGCACAUAUGGUUAUGUUGCACCCGAGUAUGCUUUAUAUGGUCAACUAACAGAUAAAAGUGAUGUGUAUAGUUUUGGUAUUGUGAUUCUUGAAAUCAUGAGUGGGAGAAAAGUGCUUGACAGUUUGAAUUCAUCUGCGGAUGCAAUCACGGAUUGGGUGUGGACGCUUGUGGAAUCAGGAAAGGUGGAAGAUGUUUUUGAUGAAUCAAUAAGAGAAGGGCCAGAGAAAAUGAUGGAAAGGUUUGUUCAUGUUGGAAUGCUAUGUGCUCAUGCGGUAAUGGCUUUAAGGCCAAGUAUUGCUGAGGCACUUAAGAUGUUAGAGGGUGACACUGAGAUUCCCAAAUUACCAGAUAGGCCAGUGCCUUUGGGUCAUGCGUCCUUUCAAUCUUCUCUGUUGCAUGGUUUGCAAAGAAGUGGAAGAUCUAUGGCAUGUUGAAUAAGAAGACUAUGAGUAUGAUAUUGAUUCAACCUCUUCGGCGGCUACGCUAAUUUGUAUAGGCAGUCUUUGGUUUAUGAUCACAACUUUUCUUAGCUAUAGGACCAAUUUUUUUUAGUGAGAUUUUUUUUUUUUAUAUACAACAUUUAAAUUUCAGAUGUGAAGAGUUAAAUAUGUAUUACUCGAGUUAACAUAUAACAUGUUAGACUGUUAGUAUAACAUUUCUUAUAUUUUUUUUUCAAAA
Messenger RNA from Cajanus cajan (pigeon pea), 2056 nucleotides. RefSeq names its product putative receptor-like protein kinase At1g11050. Lineage: Eukaryota; Viridiplantae; Streptophyta; Magnoliopsida; Fabales; Fabaceae. Gene Ontology annotation, molecular function: ATP binding; protein kinase activity. The record is from RefSeq and is a predicted model, not a curated record. Gene Ontology annotation, biological process: protein phosphorylation.